Molecule: messenger RNA, 1239 nt
Organism: Zasmidium cellare ATCC 36951
Lineage: Eukaryota; Fungi; Ascomycota; Dothideomycetes; Mycosphaerellales; Mycosphaerellaceae
Exons: 2
Coding region: 1-1239 (412 amino acids)
Molecular function (GO): protein dimerization activity
Source: RefSeq, a predicted model, not a curated record
AUGCCUCGACCGAAUCCUCCGCCCACCCCGGGCUCGUCAAGCGAUAUUCGCGGCAAGGAAGGGCCCCCGGGCGCUCCUGCCUUCAAUCUGCCUCCCACUGCGUUUCAGGAGCCAGAUCGGGCAAGCACGAGCUCUGCGACACCUUCUGCCAAUGGCUCCGACUCUUCCUACCGUCCUGUCUCCCCAAGCUCGCCCGCCGAUGUGUCGAGGAAGAGGGCUGCUACCCAGGCUGGACCUGUCAUUACCAAAGACGACUUCAGCCUGCCCCCUCCACCCACCAGGACUCGCAAGAUCAUUCAGAUGAAGCCCAGGGAAAGUGAACAGCAAGAGCCCGUACCCGUACCUGCCUCGCAGCAACAACCGGCGGGGAAGGCGCAACCCGCUCAAUCGGGUAGCAAGCGCAAGCAGAACAAUGCGGGCACUACGGCAGCUGGAAGGAAGAUCGCUCGCAAGACUGCGCACAGCCUGAUCGAGAGGAGGAGGAGAUCGAAAAUGAACGAAGAAUUUGGCGUGUUGAAAGACAUGAUACCGGCCUGCAAGGGCCAAGAGAUGCACAAGCUCGCUAUUCUGCAGGCAAGCAUUGAGUAUCUGCGGUACUUGGAACAAUGCGUCUCGGACCUGCAGGCGAACAACAACUCACCCCGCCCACAACCUCCCCCAACUUCAACCAGACCCGCCGAGGACGAGGAGGAUGAGGAUGAAGACGAGGAGAUGGAGGACGACCAAGAAGACGCUGGAACGUCCACACCCAACACUGCUGCACCCGCCAAAUCGAACUCUGGCAUCUCUCUGCCUUCCCUCUCACAAAUAACCACGACCACCACAACAUCGCCCUCGAUCUUCUCGUCGGGUGCUGGUCGGCAUUACUCGAUAUCCUCAGCAGCCAGCAGCUACUCCCCAUACUUCCACUCGAACCAGGCCUCUCCAGCUUUCGGUCCUCAACUCCACCACGUCUCGACCGCACCACCCUUUGGCAGCCAAUUCGGUCUUGGCAGUCCCGCCCUCAAACCCGUCGACUCUGCCUCUCAGCUCCGACACAUCGCAGAGGGCGCGACCGAGUUGUCGGAAAAGCAACGUCAAGCGGCCAAGAGUGGGCGUAGUGAGCAGGAGCUCGAUCAAGAAGCCACCGCGGCAUUGUUGAUGCUCAACCACGACCGACGAAACUUCCGUGCGGCCCAUGAGCCUGACACUAGCCGUGCCAGCACCGGCAUGAGCGUGCGGGAUCUUUUGACGGGAUGA